Styela clava is the source of this 2602-nucleotide messenger RNA. RefSeq names its product monocarboxylate transporter 12-like. Gene Ontology annotation, molecular function: monocarboxylic acid transmembrane transporter activity. Lineage: Eukaryota; Metazoa; Chordata; Ascidiacea; Stolidobranchia; Styelidae. The record is from RefSeq and is a predicted model, not a curated record. Gene Ontology annotation, biological process: transmembrane transport; monocarboxylic acid transport.
UCUUGGCCAUCUUACCAGUCGUAGGAAUAGGACGUAGUUUGCCUCGCUAUUGCACUAUGAGAGGAGAAUACUUAAAAGAACGCCCGGACGGCGGUUGGGGAUGGAUGAUUGUUCUCGGUGGUUUGUACGAUCUAUCAAUGUGGGCCGGUUUCUUGAGAUGUUUGUCCGUGUUUUUCAAUCCUCUUAUGACCGAAUUCGACGUUGAAUACGGAGCGGUAUCGAGACUCACUGGACUUUUUCAAAUAGGAUAUGGCGUCUUCACAAGCCUCUGUCCUCUCGCUCUGAAGCACUUUGAAGCAAGAUCAGUCUGCAUGGCGGCAUCCAUAAUCGCAGGAAUAUCUUGCUUUGUCGCCUCUUUUGCAACAAAGUUAUGGGUCGUACAGACGUUUAUGGGCUUUGUUGUAGGUGGAGCAACAGGCUUUCUCCUCAACAGUCAAUUCACCAUGGUUGCCAGAUAUUUCAAAAGAAAACAUCAUGCAGCAAAUCAAAUCAUGUGUAUGGGGAUAUCAUUCGGUCCUUUCAUCGUCUGCCCAGGAUUCCAAUAAUUGAUUAGUACAUAUGGAUGGAGAGGCGCAGCACAGAUAGCAAGUGCGAUCUUAUUGAACACAGCAGUUGCAAGUGCACUGAUGCGACCAAUUAAACUUGAAAGUGACUUAGGAAUUCAGCUCGAGAAAUCGGAGAAAUCUUCUCCUGAAAAAGAAUCUACAGAUGUAAAGGGCGGUAAUGAUAAUAAAAAACCCAUUGAUGUCUCUGGUACGAACCAAAUUGUAAAAACCGAUCAAAAUUGUGACAAUGAAUCAGCUGGAUUGAUUGCAGUCAAUGCCGAAACUGGCCAUUCCAGUCCAAAUUUAAGCUCGAAUAACAUUGAAGACGGGAGUCAAAAUACUGACCACAGAAGUGGAUACAUUAGAUGGAUUGCUGAUAAACUGAUAGCUUAUAAUAUUAAUUUAUUCAUUGAUCCGAUAUUCUACGAAUUCACGAUGUCAUGGACCGGUUUUUCAAUAACGUUUUAUUCGGUUUUGGCAUACAUGAUACCGUAUGGAGAAAAGGUUCUCGGACUUGAUAAUUUUAAAGCAUCAACUUUAAUAUCAGCGGUGGCGUGCGGGGAAUUAUUUUCAAGAGUUGUGUAUACUUUUGUUCUGGACCGAAUCUCACAACGUCGGCGGGUCAUUUGGAUGGCUACAGUGUUUGGUCUUACAGGCGUCGUUUCCUUGCUUUUCACAUUCAGUAAUGGAUACGUUGGAGCUAUGAUAAUCAGUGUUAUCAUUGGAAUAUUAGGCGGAGGAAUCGAGGCGUUUAUUAAUACGAUCAUAGCAGAGAUAUUUGAACUUCAUCAAUAUGCGGCAGCCUUGGGUUACAGUAAUCUCACGUACAGUGUGAUCGAUUCUAUUGCUGUGAUGUUAAUAGGUGCAACGGUUGACCACUUUGGCGAUAUGAAGUUACCUUUUUACAUUGGUUGUGUGACGUCAAUCAUAUCAUGCUUAAUAACUGUAAAACUUAUUCGUUCUAUGGAUCGAAUAAGAAGAGAUCGGAGGGCAAAACAAAUUCGUGAUUGAAGAAAAUUUGGAGUAGUGAUGCUCGGAGAUGUCUACGUUGUUCUCCACUUUUUUUUCAAUUUAUUAGGAUUGAAUUUAACAUAUUUAUCCUGGGAGAAAAGGAAAGCCAAUAGCACGGCUUAAUCGUAUGGGGAACCACGGCCUCCCGUCCGAUUACCAGUCUAUGUCAAAUGUGGGAUUAGUUAGCCAGUUAUGUGUUCAGAUGUAUGGACUUGAUGGUAGAGGAAGCCGUAACCGAACAGUGGUUACGUGAACCACCCUACAGCGGCGAGAAGUCCGACAACCAGUUUAGCAGGAUAGGAUAGGAUUUACAUAUUUGUCCCGGGGUAGAGAAUAUCCGCUUAAUCAUAUGGCGAACAACGGCCUCUCGUCCGGUUAACAGUUUAUGUCGAUCGUGGUAUUAUUUAUCAAAUUAUUUGAUCGUGGAGGAAGCCGCAACCGACCAGUGAACCACCCUGCGUCGGCGAGAAUUCCAGCAAUCCUCUCGUGCAUAAUUAUCCCCGCAUGCAUAGAAUUCGAACCUGCGCAGGGUAAUCACAGAGGUGCGCUCAGCACGAUGCGCCACCCCCAAGACUGUUUCCGAGUAGUUUGUUUGUUUUAUUUGAGUAUAGCAGUAGCAAAAUUAAACCGUGUCCGUUUUUUAGAAUUCGAUUUUUGCUGAAAAAAGUAUGUCUGUUACUCGCAAUAGGGGUUAUUAUUACUUUACGCGAAGCUUCGAGCAAAGCUGAAAUAUUAUUGUCUACUCUGUACUGAUAUGUAGCAAGCACAAAUCAACUGAAUUCGUGUGAUCAAGUGAAACUUCCGUACUGUUCAUGAAAAACUACUGUUUUGGGCGCUCCAGAAGUGUGUGUACCAAUAUGGAGAUAAUUAAUUUUGUUCGCAUAUUUUACAUCGAGUAGUGUAAGAGGACUGAAACCUCUUGGCAGGGGGUAUAUUCACUUGCCUAAUACAGCCAGUACCCGAACUUGUAAUAGAACGUAAAUAAGGAAAAUCGGAAUUAAAGUAUGACCUAACCCUAACCUGGUACACACACUACUCCUUUUUGG